ACGCAUCAGUACAACUGGAGUUCCGCGUGGAUGAAAACGAUCACUUCGCAAAUAGCAUUUCACUGAGAUCAUCAUGGAACCGCGCGUUAUGCUGACGGACGAUAAGUCACGGAAAAGAUUGCAGCUAAUUCGCACAUACCAAGGCCAUCAUGUCUAUUUUCAGUGUCCUGUGAAGUUGGAGAAUGGCAAUGAAGUAAGGCUACCCUGGCACACCAAAUAUGGAGUGGCCGUCGUAACAGUCCUCACUGCAACUGCGGACAGUCCAAACUUUAAAAUUCGCUUCAAACAUCGUGACAUUAAGGACAUCGUCUUCCAAGUGGAGCUGACGGUGAACCAUGUCACCAAGGCGUACAUAUACGGCGCAAUACGUGGCACAGGUCCUAGUGUCACAAUGAAAACAGGAGAUCACAUUCUCGUGGAGUAUCAUGUAAAACCUGGUGAACAAUUCAUGGUCUACGUGAACGACACAUACGUUGCAAAUUACGGUUCGGAUAUACAAGAGCUGACAGACUUCCAUUUCGAGGAAGCAGGCAACAUAAGCAUGACUGAGUUCCAUCACGUUGUUAUGCCGUCCACUACAGUGGAACGUAUUUACCAAGAACGGACUAAAAAUAGAAGACAACCAUGGCCCCCAGGAGCGAUCUACGCUGGAUCAGUGGCGAGACUUAAUGGAACUGCAGACAAGGAGGACUUGGUGUUCAAGUACACGCAGGAGGGCAAUACCAAGGAUCUAUCCAUUGGAAGGGCUACAAAAGGCGCUUCACUAGAUAUUGUGGUCAGGUUUUUUAGCAAGACCGCGAUGAUCUUCGUGAGCACUCAGUCAUCGCCCCAUACCUACAACCACCAAGCAACCAUCUACUGGGGAGUGAUGGAGAUCGACGGCCUGAAAAUGAUGGACUUCAGCGUGGAUACGGGCAACAUGUCCUGCCCACUACCGUUGGUAACGAAGGUCCCGUGAACUGCUCCAGGCUAAGCAAAGAGCGUCUUGGGUUCUGAACAAGGAGCAAGAAACGUCCUGGGGAACAAGAGUGUGUUGGUUGUUUUUCGUAACCUAAAUAAAGAUAUUUUGUUUUCUGCA
Molecule: messenger RNA, 1078 nt
Organism: Ornithodoros turicata
Lineage: Eukaryota; Metazoa; Arthropoda; Arachnida; Ixodida; Argasidae
Exons: 7
Coding region: 74-958 (294 amino acids)
Source: RefSeq, a predicted model, not a curated record